Molecule: messenger RNA, 9041 nt
Organism: Schistocerca gregaria
Lineage: Eukaryota; Metazoa; Arthropoda; Insecta; Orthoptera; Acrididae
Product: solute carrier family 41 member 1-like
Exons: 10
Coding region: 29-1591 (520 amino acids)
Biological process (GO): monoatomic cation transport
Cellular component (GO): plasma membrane
Molecular function (GO): monoatomic cation transmembrane transporter activity
Source: RefSeq, a predicted model, not a curated record
UCUGUCGCUGCCGUCCGCCACCGUCCACAUGCUGCGAAGGCGGUCUGCUCGGUGGUUCCUCUCUCCAAGACGUUUGUCUUCGGAUCUCUGGCAUCAGAUCUUCACAUCAAGGAAGAAAGAUCACAGAACGGUGUGUUUUGGGCAUGUGCCCUCCAGCGAGGCGCUAAAGUACAACCACCCCCGCCUGACCAUGCUGAACCUGGCAGGUAGUGGUGUCCUGCCUGUGGACUCUGCUGAGUUAACUACUGUUGAUGAGCCUGAAAAUGGCCAGCUGCCAGAUGUUGUUGUUGAAGCCAGCAUGCUGGCACCACCUGCAGAACCUCCUCAGUCUGAAACAUAUCUAUCAAUUGCUAUUCAAGUAUUCAUCCCAUUUCUUAUAGCAGGUCUAGGCAUGGUCGGGGCAGGAUUGGUGCUAGAUGCUGUGCAGCACUGGACAGUGUUUGAAGCAGUGACAGAAGUUGUUAUACUUGUACCUGCACUGUUGGGUCUCAAAGGAAAUCUGGAGAUGACCCUUGCGUCUCGCUUAUCAACACAAGCUAAUCUAGGUCACAUGGAUACACCUAAGCAACAGUGGAGCAUGAUUGUUGGAAAUCUUACAUUGAUACAGUGUCAGGCAAAUGUGGUUGGAUUCCUUGCUUCAGUUGUGGCAAUAGUGAUGGGAGGUUUCAAGAGCAGGAGUGUGCGGCUUGACCAUGCACUUCUUAUGUGUGCCAGCAGUUUAGUGACUGCUUCACUUGCCAGCUUUGUUUUAGGUCUUACAACUGCUGCAGUGAUAGUUUUCUCACGGCAUUGUAGCAUCAAUCCCGAUAAUGUAGCUACUCCAAUUGCAGCAAGUCUUGGUGACGUUACAUCACUUGCUCUUCUCUCAUGGAUAUCAACUGUCCUCUAUGAUGCUAUAGGGAAAACUGACUGGCUGGCCCCACUUAUCAUUUCUGGUUUUGUUCUCGUGACUCCUUUGUGGGUUUGGAUUUCAAAGCAGAAUAAGCACACACGAGAAGUUCUUUACUGUGGAUGGACACCAGUGUUGGUGGCAAUGCUUAUUAGCAGUGCUGGUGGCCUAAUAUUGGAUGUAAUGGUCUCACGCUUUGAAGGAAUUGCAGUCUUCCAACCAGUUAUAAAUGGUGUAGGUGGAAAUCUUGUGGCUGUGCAAGCCAGUCGAAUAUCAACAGCCCUUCACCGUGAUGCUGAACUUGGCACAUUAGAUGAAGAUACUGAUAACAUAAUGCUAUCACCAUUAAUAAUUUUCUUUGGAAGAGGUCCCCAUGCUCGAACUACGAGAGUCCUUAUGUUGAUGGUAGUUCCUGGCCAUCUAAUUUUUAUUUACACCAUUAAUUAUAUGAAAGGUGGUCAUACUUCCCUUACACCACUGUUUGUUUUUGUGUACCUCUGUGCAGCUUUUGUUCAGGUUGCAGUAUUGUUAUAUAUUGCACACAUCAUGAUUCACUGGAUGUGGAAACGAAAAAUUGACCCAGACAAUUCUGCCAUUCCUUAUUUGACAGCAUUAGGUGAUCUACUGGGCAUCAGUCUUCUUGCUAUUGCAUUUGAAUUUCUGUAUCUUGUUGGUGAUCAAGAUAAUGAUAUCAAUGAUUAAGUUACAGUAAGAACUAAACGUGGGGUGCUUUUGUUGUUAUGAGUACUCAGAUGUGUUACUUUUAUUUAAUUUUGGCCAGAAAUGUGUGACAUUUUGGAGCAUUAGCGUUAACUAUGGAAUUCCAGCAAGUUGUACAUUAACUGUCAGCACUCUGUUAAUGUUAUCCAUUUUUAAAAUUUUCCAUAUUCACAAUCUUUUUUUUUUAACUUGGUCUCCAGGCUUGUAUAUUUUUCAUAUAUUUAUUUUUCUGUAGCUAAAAUUUUAUCGUAUCUUAUUUGUCUUUCUGGAAAUGUGUUCCAUACAGUGUAUUUCGGAUCUUGAAAUGGUUCUUUUUUGGUUUUCUUUUUUUAAAAUUUUAUUGUGAAGAAAAAGCUGGAGUCUGAUGACAAUAAUGUUGUUCAAGAACUUGACUCAUCUAAAAGUGACUGUAGGAAGUUUCGUAACAUUUAUUGGAUUUACCAGUUUCUGUAUGGAAUAUCAUAUUCUGCCCCUGAAUAUUAAUUUUAAGAAAUAUAUGAUGUUUGCAUAUCACAGUCUUCUCUUGUGACUAUUUUAAAUGUAUUUAUAUAGAAUGAUUGUUGACUGAAGUAAAGGAAUUUACUGUUUGUGUUGUGAAGCCGAAUGGUUCCCGAAUAAUAUUUGAUUACAGAAAGCUGUGUGGUUGUGACAAAUGGAGCCAAACCUUUUUGUGUCAUAUUGUUUUAAAAAGUAAUUGUCCAUCUACUUACAUGCGGUCUUCUUCAUCUGUUAACUGGUUUCAUGCUAAAUUGAAAAUCUUUGCACAGUAUUUAUUUAUUCUCUGUAUAUUCUACUUGUUGAGCUAGUGAAAUUUGCCAAAUCACACUUACUAUGGCCAAUGUGGGAUUUUAUGAUUUACAGUAGAAUCUAAGAGGGGUGCAGAAUUUUAAAAAUACUGAAUCAGAAGUAGUAAUUGUCAUUAUAUGAAAUAAGUUGUAUCUAUGGUAUGAGUAUCGUGUACAAUAACUAUUGACAUACAAUCUCUUUAUUUUAAAAGCCUGAACAUAUCAGCCAAACUGGUGCAUUCAGUGAUUGUUGUGUUUGGUGGUUUUAUACAUUCAUUUACUUGUAGACCUUAAUCUUUUUGUGAAUUCAGAAGUGCAGUCAAACGUUAAGACUGGGUACUGAAUGUGGCGGGCCACAUCCAUUAUUCUGUUCUUCAGGUGAGCACUGCCAUCUACCAUCUCAAGUAGUUAUAAGUUUUAAGAUUAAAUAUGUGUCAUAACUCAGUGUGUUAAUUAGGUAAAUUUAACAUUAUAAUAUAGUGUUUCUUUGGGAUGUAAAUGUCAGUUAAGAACUGAGUAGUAUGUGAUCUUCAGAUUCAUGUUUCGUAGAACACUUCAAAGCAAAACUAUAAGUAGUCUCAAUGGAAAUUUUACUGCAGUGAAGCAUAGUGUCUGCAGCAGAUUGUCAGUGUGGUUUGUUUCCCCAAAACAAUCACAGCAAAUCACUUAUACAUUUUGAGGUGUUUGUUAGUUGGUUACAUUUUCUUUGCCCUUUUUUCCAUAGUCCAUCCAUUACUUCACUUUCUUGUAAGUCAUUGGACUUCCAGGUAACUGAAAGUCUUGGUGCUGUAUGCAGGCAGUCAACAUACAAAUUUUCUAAGAUGCUAGAAUGAUUACCUUAGACUGUUAAGGUUUGACCUUUCUAUAAUAAUUAGUCAUAUUAACAUUGGUGUAAAUAUUAGAAUCCAUGAAUGAUUUGGCAAACACACCAAAAAUAAUUAACAAUGAGUCUUUGUCAGAUGAAGAUUAAAAAAAGGUAACCUACAUUCUUGCUUGGAAAUAGAUUCUGCUCUCUGCAAGAUAUUUUUUGUAUGGAGUUUCUGACUUUGAAACAUGACAGUAUAACAAUUUUCGUGUUACAUUGUUGGAAGAAGCAGCUACAACCUCUGUUUUGAAAGGGGAAAAAAGCUAUUGUGUAGUAAAAGUAAUGUGCAGUGUCCAGUGUCACAGUAUAGAAGUUGUUCAGGAACAAAAUAUUACUGGUCAUUAGUAAACCAUCUGUGUUUCUAACAAAUUUCCUCUCAGUGAUGCUGUUUAACCAUCACAUUUACACUAUACCAUAAUAAUAUUAGCUCAGAACUCUGUGUCACAAGGUUCAUGUUCCUGUUGUAUAAACUUGGUUUUAAAAAAAAGAGGCUAAACUUUUAUAUUGUUGUGUGCCAAGUUCACUUAUGGUCAGUCCAUGAGGCAUCCUCAAAUGGCUUGAUGGGAAGAGCAGUCCCACAAAGGCAGGGUCCCAGUUUGGCAUAAAUAUUGAAUAGCUGUAUCUCUUUACAGUUUCAGCUAGCAGUCGAGUCAAUUAGAAUAGAUAAUCUCUUUGCCAUUUAUGGAUUUCCCCAGUUACUAAUUGUUCGGUAAACAUGAUUAUGAAUCUUCUGAUAUAAGUCAUUCAGAUGCAAGGCGAAGUCUAAAUACAGGUAUCAGCAUGUGACUCUUAUAUCUAACAGUGUUUUAUGUUUUUUGCAUAUAUAUGCCAUUGUGCCCUAAAUUUCCCCUAUCCCCCCCCCCCCCACCCCCACCACCACCACCUCUCUCUCUCUCUCUCUGCUAUUGCAGAAGGUCAUUGAAUGUAGCUUUGCUGUACACAGUUUCUGGAAAUAGUUGUAGUGGUUUGAUACAUGUCAUUAAAUUAUGUAGAAUUAUUAAGUAGUUAGAAGGCUGGUGAAAGAAUUAUUGUAUUCUGAUCCUCCCUCCUGCUAGAGAGAAUUGAUUCACAUUUAGGCGGUCUUCUUCCUCAAGAUCCUGAGCAAAAAUUGCAAGCUGUACUAUGCAAGGGAAAUUCUGUUGCACAAAUGAAUAUGGAUCAGUCAUUACAAAUACAAAAUCCAAAAAUUUAAGUUUGCAAGUCUCAUUUACAAAUAAUAUUGAUGAUGAUGAUAAGUAAAAAACAAGGUUGUGGAAGAUAUUUCAAUGCAAUUGUUGCACUUGUGCUGAAGCUGGAAUUAAAAAUUAAAACACAUUAAAUCUGGUUGUGUGAGGGACGUAUACAUGAUUGAGGAGAAACUGCAGACUGAAUCAUUAUUGAUUGUAGUUAUCCUUUUGCAGGAAGAACUAGUUCAGAAAAUCAUUGUUGUGUAGCAACUACAUGGACAAAACACUGGCGUGACAUGUAUGUAUAUAAAUAAUAAUAUGAGGAGAUACUUGUGGCAGCAAAAACAGGGAGAACUUUUAGACAGAAUGAUGCAGGCUAAAUGGGUUAAGGUAAUAGGGUGUGCAUGGCUGGAGACAGAAGUGUUUAGUUAAAGUGGAGUUGUGAAAGUCAACCAAGUAUUGCGAGGAAAGACAUCAUCAUAAGAGUUACAACGUGCAUUUAUUUCCAGGAAUUGACAAAUAUUAGAGCUUGAACAUUGCUUAUUGUAAUGAUAUUCAGGUAUUUCUUUCGUUUUGAUAGUGUAGGUCUUCUUGAUAGCAAGUCUGAAGUUUUCAUGCAUGUGAUAUUUAUUUCUGGGAAUGGCUUCAGGAAAUAAAUGAGGUGAAAUUAUAUUAAGUGAAAGUUUUCCAAAUUGCGUGUGUGGCAGUUGGCUGAGACAUUGUCAGUGUCAUAAACAGACAAUGUAGACAAUAUUUCGAUUAAAAUAACUUUGUGACUGAAGUUUCUUUCACUGAGUUGAGUAGUAAGUGGUAGCAGCCAGCUAGUCAUAGUUUUUUCUCAGGCACUACAUUCUCACUGUUUUGUAGGUACAUGCAGGGCCUUGUGAUGCAUGACUUGUAUUAGUUGUAUCUGACUAUAGUUUCAGCACUUCUUCCUUGUCUCUACUGUUCUUUUAAGUCAUCUUUGCUUGAGAUGUGUUUCAUCUCUACCACGAUUUGAACCUCCCUUUAGGAUUUAUAGAUAUUAGUUAUCAGCAUAAAGUAAGCUAUCGUAAAAUAUAACAAACAUAAUGUAAAAACGGUGAGAAAUUAGUUCUUGUGGCAAAUUUUUUUGUUUGUUUUUUGUUGGUGAAAUCUUGCACUAGUCUUGGACAUUUUAACUCAUUUUGAAUUGCCCCCAUUUCCAAAUUAAAAGUAAUUCAGCACUUCUAUAAGACUGGACUAUUUGUUCUUGAAAUGAAAGUAUUUGGUAUGCUAGGCUUUCAUUAUUGGCUUGGAAGAUUUGAAAGAUGUGUUCUCUAGUGUGUGUGUGUGUGUGUGUGUGUGUGUGUGUGUGUGUGUGUGUGUGUGUGUGUGUGUGUGUGAGAGAGAGAGAGAGAGAGAGAGAGAGAGAGAGAGAUAUUUAUGUACUAUAGUAUUUUAAUUUUGCCUUUAGAUAGUUGCACAAAGAACUCUGUUUUCAGAGGUUAGUUCCUGGUCCACACAGAACCUUAUUCACUUACCCCAGUUCAUGUGUCCCCUUAUUUGUACCAUUUUUAUGUGAUGGAUGAUAAUGCAUACUAUCACUUUGAUCCAUGAAUGCAUGAAAAGAAUGGGAACCUGGCUUUGAAGAAACAAUGGGACACCUUCCCCCCUUUUCCCUACCAUCGAUCAGAGGGAUUUUAGGUUUUGACUAACACAGUUUUUGCAAUCUUUGGAUAUCAGUCACACGUUUCUGGACCUGUAAUAAGCUAAUUAAAUAGAAGUUUCUUUUGUUUCAAGAAACUGAAAAUCACUGAAUACUGUCUUAAAUACUUUAUGGAAUUUUUUUGUCAAGCAAGGUCAUAUGUUUAAAAACUUGAAAAAGUUAGCCUCCCUUUUUGUUGGUAAAUUGCUCAGAACUUAGAAACAGUUGUUGUUUUUAAAUAGCUGGAAACUAAAUGCAUUUUUAUAAUAUAUUUUCUGUUUUUCUAAGUAUUAUAUGGUAUGAGAGAAAUCUUGUCAUAACCAUCUUGCUAUAAAUGUGUUGUGAUGAUACUUUACCAGUGCUUUAAUGUCAGCUUUGAUAAUUCUGUUAAGCAGUGUUAUUCAGCAUGCUGGCAUGAAUUUUAUAUGUGCUUGUGCAGUUGCAAAUUUUAGUGUGAUAUAUAUUUAUAUGUGAGUGAGCAGUGAUUUUUGAUGCUAGGCUCAUAAUAGUUGAAUAUCUAUACAUAAACUGUAGAAUUUGUAGCUACAGCUGAAUAACAUUUUGCUGUUCAAAUUGUAAUGUAUAAAUAUAAAUUUGUGUGUAUGUUCAAUAAUAAGAGUUCAGGCGACCACUUUAGCAUAAACAUUCAAAAGUGAUUUUAGAUCUGGUUUUUCACUAUGAAAGGUAUUGGCACUUGCUUUUGAUUUGAGAGACUGAUUUCCACACUGAUUUAUCAUCCACUUGCAAUAAGUUACCUUGCAUUACUCAAUGUUUGCUACCAUUAUGGACUUGAUAACUGCUGUUUGUCCAGUUUUAUUCUACAGGAAACAAUGACAGAUACAAAAUGUAUACUUCUGUGCCACAGAUUAAAAAUUUUACCUACCAAUAGAUUGUGUGGAAAAACAAAAUUCACUGAGAAAGGUUGCUUCCAGUAACUUCAUAUGUGAACAAUUUUUUGGAUCAUUCCUGUUGUGUUUUCAGAAUAUAAAUUUUUCACACUCUGAGAGGGAGUUGCAUCUGUUAUGUUACCUGGAGAAAAAACACACACAUACACUGUGCUGCAGCUUAUAGAUCACAGUUUAGCAAGAGGUGCAUGUGUGUUAUGGUGGUUUUUAUGGAUGAUGUGCCUUCCAUUUGAAGAUGACUGAUGCACCUGCUAUAAUAAAGUGGUUAAAUAUAUUUUUUCAAGUUAUAUUUUCUCCUGAAGACAAACAGCAAGUCACAAAAAACAGUGUCAAAUUUAUCUUAAUAAGAAGUUCUUUAACGAUCUGAAAAUGGAAUAGUGUAGUCAUUGCCUUAAUGUAACAUUUAAGCUAUUACUGCUAUAGUGUGCUAACUCAAUGUAGACCAUAUUCCUGCUGAAAAGGUUAUUACAUUGUCAUGUGUAUCAUGGAGUUCUGUUUGUCCUCCUAUGACAGUUAAAUUAUGUGAAUUUCUAUUGAAAUAUAGUUAAAAAUUAUAAACAGGAGAUGAGCCAAAGACACACUUGAAAGGAAGAAACACUUGAAUUAUAGCAUUUAUUCUCUAGUCUAUGUUGUAGGUAACUCCUAUUUACGAAGUAUCUGAACAUCAGCUGCAUUACACCUUUUUUUUCCCAUCUCGUCUUACCUAUCACAUAUUUUGAAUGUGAUUGUACACUGUUAGAUGUAAUUUAAAUUUGAAAUAAUGUUAACGUUAUGAUAUUGUUGAUUUGUACUUCCUUUUAAACAUUAACUACACUAGUCUUUCUUAAAAUUGUUAGGGGAUAUUAUUUUUCUGAAAAUUUCUGCAUAAUUUCAAACUACAUUGAUAUAAUUUAUCAUCUUGCAUUAAUCAGAAUGCAUCAGAUACUUUUGGUGUGCAGGAAGUUGGGCUGAUGUUUUUACCUUGUGAUACGGAGUUCUUUUUUGAUGUUAGUUAUCAUUCCUCUUAAUUUGCAGGUGGAGAAUUGUACUAUUCUUAUCACGUAUUUAUCAUGCCCAGUACUAGCUGUAUGCAAAGUCAUUUAAUUAUGCAUACUGAAGCUCAGUUAUGAAGACAGUAUUACUAGAGCUUUAAUGACAUUGUGUGAAUCAUAACAAUUUUGUUUGUAUUGUAUAUCAAGCAGGAGCUGCCAGUUGUUGAAAGGAAAUAAUUUUUUAAAAGUGUUUUUGCAAGAUAAACUUGUCUUACUGUGUAAAUCAUUUCAAUUGUCUUCUUUCUCCCUGCCCCGCACCCCCCACCCCCCUUGUUUCCAUUUCUCUUAGCAUGUCUUAACUUAUUAGUGUAAAAUUAAGCUUUAUCACAUUGAUUUAAUCUCAUUUUGCUGUAUUGUAGGUGUACUAAAAUACUUGGCUGUGACAGAACAAUUUUUAAUAAUAAGUAUAUUAGCACCUGUAUUGUUACAUUUGUUCCUUAUGAUGAAAAUGAGUACUCAUUAAUAAACUGGAUGAAAAUUGUGAAACUGAAGGCCUUACAGCAUAGUUCUUGUAGACUUAAGAGAAAUUAUAGAUUCAGCCUAUUUUGAUGUCAUGUAAUUUAAAAAAAAAAAAACUUUUAAAGGAAUAUGUGAAGCUUAGUACAAAUCCAAAAUUUAAAUGGAUCUGCACUGAGUUGCAGGUGAAUAUAAUUCAUACUUGUUAAAUGUGAUCAGACAAGAAAGUUUAUGAUAUUGUUGUUGUUUGUAAAGACACACAUCCACAAUGCAUUCAUAUUACAAAUUUGAUUGUGGAGAGAGUUACUUAGAAGUCUGUGUGGAUUUGGUGUGCAGAUAUUUGAUUUUUUAAACAUUUGCAGUAAUUGAACAACCUAAACAUUGAUUUCACAAAGAAUUAUUUAAGUAAAUGGUUUAAAGAACCUUAUUGGUUAUGUAUGUCAUUCAGUUAUGCUUUACAUAUUACAGUUCUUUGCCUUCAAUAUUUUUUUAAACAUCAUUCAGUUUGUACUGAGCAGUUGUGAAUGGCCAGAAUAAUAACUUUUUUAGAAUAUUUCA